Anolis sagrei ordinatus is the source of this 4665-nucleotide messenger RNA. It is a transcript of the gene KIF5A, whose product is annotated as kinesin family member 5A. Gene Ontology annotation, cellular component: microtubule. Gene Ontology annotation, molecular function: microtubule motor activity; ATP binding; microtubule binding. The record is from RefSeq and is a predicted model, not a curated record. Gene Ontology annotation, biological process: mitotic cell cycle; microtubule-based movement. Lineage: Eukaryota; Metazoa; Chordata; Lepidosauria; Squamata; Anolidae.
GCCUGCUGCUGAUGCUGCCGGUGUCUGCAGCAGGAGGGGAAGGAGGGAGGAGAGAGACCUAGGCGCCGCAAGCAUCAGUUGCAGCAAGAGCACCAGGAGGAGGAGGAGGACUCAGGGAGAGCAGCAUCCCGGGAGCAGAGCCCGCAGCAGGAGGAGCGCCAGCCCAGCCCAGAGAGAGCCUCGCCGCUCUGCUGCUGCUGGGGGGUGACAGGCAGGGAACCAGGCUCCCCAUCGCUCGCCCUCCUCUCGCUGCCCUCCUGCGCCUUUUCCCGGGAAUCGCACCCCACUCCAAGCCCUCGCCGCCCCUCUUUCUUCCACCCUCGCAAAGGAGAGCCUUCCCCCGCCAGCAUGACGACGGAAGUCAAUGAAUGCAGCAUCAAAGUGCUCUGUCGCUUCAGGCCCUUGAAUCAGUCCGAGAUCAUCCGGGGGGAUAAAUUCAUCCCGGUUUUCCAAGGCGAUGACACCGUCAUCAUUGGGGGGAAGCCUUAUGCCUUUGACCGUGUUUUCCCUCCCAACACUACCCAAGAGCAAGUGUACCAUGCCUGUGCCAUGCAGAUUGUCAAAGAUGUGCUGGCUGGCUACAAUGGUACUAUCUUCGCUUAUGGGCAGACAUCCUCAGGGAAGACUCACACCAUGGAGGGUAAGCUGCAUGAUCCCCAGCUCAUGGGUAUUAUCCCGCGCAUUGCCCAGGACAUCUUCAACCAUAUCUACUCCAUGGAUGAGAACCUGGAAUUCCACAUUAAGGUUUCCUACUUUGAAAUCUAUUUGGAUAAAAUUCGUGAUCUGCUAGAUGUGACCAAGACCAAUCUCUCAGUUCAUGAGGACAAGAACCGUGUGCCAUUUGUGAAGGGCUGCACUGAGCGCUUUGUUUCCAGCCCUGAAGAAAUUCUGGACGUCAUUGACGAGGGGAAAUCUAACCGUCAUGUGGCAGUCACUAACAUGAACGAACACAGUUCUCGCAGUCACAGCAUCUUCCUCAUCAACAUCAAGCAGGAGAACAUGGAGACGGAGCAGAAACUGAGUGGGAAGCUUUACCUGGUGGAUCUGGCUGGGAGUGAGAAGGUCAGCAAGACAGGAGCUGAGGGUGCUGUGUUGGAUGAGGCCAAGAACAUCAACAAGUCUCUGUCAGCGCUUGGCAAUGUCAUCUCAGCUUUGGCUGAGGGAACGAAGGGCUAUGUACCCUACCGUGACAGCAAAAUGACGCGGAUCCUGCAGGACUCCCUAGGUGGAAACUGUCGCACGACAAUGUUUAUCUGCUGUUCUCCUUCCAGCUAUAAUGAUGCUGAGACCAAAUCUACUCUCAUGUUUGGACAACGAGCCAAGACAAUCAAGAAUACAGCAUCAGUGAACCUGGAGUUGACAGCAGAGCAGUGGAAGAAAAAGUUUGAGAAGGAGAAGGAGAAGAAUAAAGUCCUGAAGGAGACAAUUGCCAAGCUGGAAGCUGAAUUAGGCCGCUGGCGCAAUGGUGAGAAUGUCCCAGAAACAGAGCAACUGAGUGAUGAGGAGAAGGUGGUGCCUGACAUCUGUGAUGAGACGCCUAUUAAUGAUAAUAACUCCUCCAUUGUGAUCCGGAUCUCAGAUGAAGAGAGACACAAAUAUGAGGAGGAGAUCCGUAAGCUCUACAAGCAGCUUGAUGACAAGGAUGAUGAAAUUAAUCAGCAGAGCCAACUGAUGGAGAAGCUCAAGGAACAGAUGCUGGACCAGGAAGAGCUGCUAAUGUCAACACGUGGAGACAAUGAAAAGGUGCAGCAGGAGUUAAGCCAUCUGCAAUCAGAGAAUGAUUCUGCUAAGGAAGAAGUGAAGGAGGUUCUGCAAGCUCUGGAGGAACUGGCUGUCAACUAUGAUCAGAAAUCGCAAGAGGUGGAAGAGAAAAGCCAGCAGAAUCAGCUGUUGGUGGAUGAGCUGUCCCAGAAGGUGGCCACCAUGCUAUCAUUGGAAUCAGAGUUGCAGCGGCUCCAGGAGUUCAGUGCGCAUCAGCGCAAGCGCAUUGCAGAGGUGCUCAAUGGUCUCAUGAAGGAUCUGAGUGAAUUCAGUGUCAUUGUGGGCAACGGCGAAAUCAAACUGCCAAUAGAGAUUAGUGGAGCCAUUGAGGAGGAAUUCACCGUUGCUCGGCUGUACAUCAGCAAAAUCAAGUCAGAAGUGAAAUCAGUUGUGAAGCGUUGCCGGCAGCUGGAAGGACUACAAGUCGAGUGUCACCGCAAAAUGGAGGUGACAGGACGGGAACUGUCUUCCUGUCAGCUCCUCAUCUCUCAGCAUGAGGCCAAGAUCCGCUCACUCACUGAGUACAUGCAGAGCGUGGAGCUGAAGAAACGGAACCUGGAGGAGUCCUAUGAUGCUCUCAGUGAAGAGCUGGCUAAACUGCAGGCUCAAGAAACUGUGCAUGAAGUGGGCAAGGAGCAGGACCUGAUCCAAGAUACAGAUGAAGUCAAAAAGGCCCUGGAAGUGCAACUGGAGAGUCACCGUGAGGCCCACCACAAGCAACUGGCACGAUUGCGUGAUGAGAUUAACCAGAAGCAGAAGAUCAUCGAUGAGCUCAAGGACUUGAACCAGAAAUUAGAGCUUGAGCUAGAGAAGCUUCGUGCUGACUAUGAGAAGCUCAAGAAUGAGGAACAAGAGAAAGCACAGAAACUUCAGGAGCUGACAUUUCUGUACGAGCGACAUGAGCAGUCCAAGCAGGACCUCAAAGGGCUGGAGGAGACCGUGGCCCGUGAACUCCAGACCCUCCACAACCUUCGCAAGCUGUUCGUUCAAGACGUCACAACUCGAGUUAAGAAAAGCGCGGAGCUGGAACCCGAGGAUAGUGGGGGGGCUCAUUCCCAGAAACAGAAGAUUUCCUUUCUUGAAAACAACCUGGAACAACUUACAAAAGUUCACAAACAGUUGGAUCGCUGGGUCUCCAAGCUGGUUCGUGACAAUGCAGAUUUGCGUUGUGAGCUUCCUAAACUGGAGAAACGUCUUCGGGCUACGGCUGAGAGAGUUAAGGCCCUGGAGGGUGCACUGAAGGAGGCUAAAGAGGGUGCGAUGAAAGACAAGCGUCGCUACCAGCAAGAGGUUGAUCGCAUCAAGGAGGCAGUGCGCUACAAGAACACCAUGAAGCGCAACCACUCUGCACAGAUCGCCAAGCCAGUGCGGCCAGGACACUAUCCAGCUUCAUCCCCCACCAACCCCUAUGGUGUCCGCAACUCUGACUGCAUCAGCUACACCAACAGCCUCUUCCAGAACUAUCAGAACGUCUACCUGCAAAAUUCUGGCAGCACUGUGCCCGACAGGUACUUUACCAAUGCCUCAUCCAGCAGUGGAAGCAGCUCCUCCAGUGCCCCGCUGGCCUCCUAUCGGAAGCUCAAUAUGGAUAACGGAAAUGCCACAGACAUCAAUGAUAACAGAAGUGACCUGCCCUGCGGUGUUGAAGCUGACGAUCAAGCCAAGCUCUUCCCUCUUCACCAGGAAACUGCAGCCAGCUAAUAGCAAAAGCGUCACCACUUGCCCAAGGGGCUGCAAUACACCAUCAGUUUCUAAUUGGGACGGAAGCCUCAACUCUGCAUGCUGCAGCCUGGCUUUCCAUGACUUCUGCUACAAAUGGGCCCUGUUUGUGUGUCCUGCUCUCUCCGUGUCCUGUAUAUUUAUCCAGCUGCUGCUUCACUCUCUCACUGUUUCUCUGUCUUACUCACUUAAUGGUAUACUCACUUAUUUCCUUGGGCUCCCUGCUCCUUAGUCCAGGAGGCAAUUGCCUCUUCCUCCCUUUUCCUGCCUCAGUUGCCUUAAGGGACUGGUUGCCAUUGAUGAAUGGAGAUGCAGAAGCACCCUCCUGGAGGCAUAUAUUCCUGCCUAAGAGAAGGGAUUCAAAGCAUCUCCCUUGUAUCACAUUGACCCUAGCCUAAUACACCACCCUUAUUCUUACCACUGUCGGCUGAACCUCGUGUGCCCUGUGGGAAUUAGGCACUUCCAGGUUACUGGCUAGGUAGGCAGGUAGGAAUUGCUUGCCUAUUAUGGGCUGACUCUGCAAAAAUGUACGGAGUAUCCCUUACUUAGCCCUUGUCUUUACAAAAUGUUCCAAGGGCAUAAAACGUGGGAAACCAGCUCCACAUUAUUGAGUCUGCCAUGGUGCUUGAAUCUCAACUGUCUUUGGAUAUGAAUAUAUCCCAGGUAUACUUAACAUGUUGAAGAUCACUGUGAUGGUUCCGCAAUGGCAAAGAAACCUAUCUGAAUAUGCAGAAGUUACUUUCUGCUUGCUUGCUUUCAAAACUUGCUUUCAAAACUCUUCCAGCUGGCAUGAUGGUGUUGGUGGCUCCUGUACUUUGUGGAGCUGGCCAUCUAUUAGCCAUCAGUGGAAACAACACAGGGGAUAACAGAGUAAUGGGGGGCAUGCAGGUAUACAGGAGCUAUCCCAACAUAGGGGUAGUGAUGUGGCUCUUUAUAUGAGAGCAUAACUAGGCACAAGGAACACAUCAAUAGUUUUAUUUUAGUCUGUGAAGAUGGAGACAAGGUAGUUUGGGCUCGAGGAGGAAGAUGAGAGUUUGCAAAGCAAUGUGGUUGCCAGUUCCCCAACACUGUCCUGAUCAACUGCAGCCAUGGCACAAGGGGAGGCUAGGGUCAAACGAUACUGCAAAGUGAGACAAGAAAAAAAUUGAGGCUGCUAUCAUAUUUUCAGUUGUUCCUUUUUUUUUU